This is a messenger RNA of Lacerta agilis (Sand lizard), 4711 nucleotides long. It is a transcript of the gene MAMLD1, whose product is annotated as mastermind like domain containing 1. Bases 346 to 3276 code for a protein of 976 amino acids. The transcript has 5 exons. Gene Ontology annotation, biological process: regulation of transcription by RNA polymerase II. Gene Ontology annotation, cellular component: nuclear body. NCBI's taxonomy places the organism in Eukaryota, Metazoa, Chordata, Lepidosauria, Squamata, Lacertidae. The record is from RefSeq and is a predicted model, not a curated record.
AGAGAGCGAGCGGCGGCGUGUCUCCUCCUCUCCGAGUGACACAGCAGUUAGAUAUGCCCUAUCAGUAACUUCAAGCCCACAAACUCCACCUCUGACUGAGGAAACUGUGGGCUGAGGGAAAUGUAGUGCGCGAAAUGAGACAGACAGUGAAUCAUUAGCAAACUGCAACGCCAGGAUGAACUUGUCGGGAACCUAAGAGGAGAGGGGAAACAAGCGCCGAGAGUCCCUCUCUCUUUCCCCACCUCCCUCCCUCCCUCCUUUUUUUUUUCUUUUCCUUUGAGCGCUGCUGGGUUUCGUCCAAAACAAUCAAACUGGAUGUAAAAGCUGGUGGAUCACCAGUCCAAGAUGCUUCUGGUUUCCCCGCGGGUAGAUGCACCACGCAUGGAGCCGCAUAUUCCAGGACCCAUUAAAAGAAAGGUAGAUGAUGACAGUUCUCCAACCUCUACCACCAUGCCUGAGGCCAGCUUUCCAAGCGACAGUAAGAGACUCUGUCUUGACGAUGUCACUCUUUCCAUGGGACAAGGGGCCAAUCCUGUUUCGUGCACAGAUAUGCAGCACUCCCCAUUCUCCACCAGCCACAGUGCAUCCUCUAUGGGAGUGUCAGGGCAUGGAAUGCUGCUUGAAAACAAUCACAUGAGUGGUACCAGUAUAGGUUCUCCAUUUCAAGUGCCACCUAACAAUGAAGUAGCACAGAAGGGGCCCUUAGGUGGCCAUUUUGAUGAGAAAGGGGGCAGCAUGCACGCUGUGGACCAGGAGCUGCAAGAUCUGCUGGAGGAGCUGACGAAACUGCCCGAUCCUUCUCCCAACGAGUUGGACCUUGACAACAUCUUGGAGAAAGAUCCCCUCGGUGGCCCAUGCCACCCGCAACCACCCGUCAGCAGCACUCCAAAGGCCUCUCCGCAGACCCCGCAAUUCGACAGCCAUGUGCCCAACAAAGACUUCUCGCAGGGGUCUCCUCAAAUGAGACCCUCGUCAGCUGGCGCGAGCUACCUGGUUUCGAACCAAAGCAAGAACAUUGGUUCACCGGUUUCUUCAAACAACGCACCAAACAAGAGCCAAGCGCAGUCUAUGCUCCAAGGAGCUAUGCCCAGCUUGCCUGGCACUAACUGGCAUGCGCAGCAGCUAAAGCAACUGGCUGCGAGCAAACAAGGCCCAACUGCUAAGCCUCAAGCUUCCAGUUGGCCUGCUAUGUCGUCACAAGGCCUCUCUCCUCCUUAUCAACAAGGAUCCUCCCCUCACCACCAGCCGUUCAGCCCUCAGAAUGUCAUGGUGUCUGGCAUGAGCUCUAGCAGUGUGCCAGGGAGCAGCAUUCAGAGUCCCCAGAACUCCCUGCUCUCCAGCAUAACAUCUGGUAACAACCCGCCCAGUGGUCCAUCUCCUCCUUACGGUUCCGAGAAGCUUUCAAGCCCAGUUCUCAACCAGCAGCCGUUCAGCCCGCCAAAUCCUAUCCUGACCAACAUAUCCGGCAGCAGCAUCAAAAGCCCACAGAACAGCCUGGUGACCACAAGCACGAGGCCCUCCCCACCAUACAGGCCAGAGAAGUUGUCAAGCCCUGCUCUGCACCAGCAGCCCUUUAGCCCUCAGGGCACCAUGAUGCCAAGCGCCACCUCUACAAGCAGCUCAGCCAGCAUGCAGGGCUCUCUCUACAAACCCAUGUCGGCAACCCAGGCCAAAAGCAUGGGCAUGAUGAUGCAGCAGCCCUCCAACAACAUGCAGCCAGGCUUGAUGAACGAAAGCGACCUGGGCAGCCAAGACCAGUUCUCCUUCAAUAACACCAAGCCGCUGUCCCAUUUCAGCUCUGAACCCGCAGCUCCUCAGAAGAUGCCGUCUUUGCCCGCAGGCUCUAGGCAGACGCUUCUGCACUAUCUGCAGUCGCCGGGGCCGGUGCCCCCGCCGCCGCCACAAGCCGCACCUCCUCAGCAGCCCCAGCAAGUCAACAGCAGCCAAGUCAUGCAGCAGCAGCUGCAACAAAUGAUGCACUCGGCUCCUGUUCAGCGGCGUGUGCAGUCAUCUCCAACACAACCUCGACAGACGUCUGCAAUCAUUGCUAGACUUCAAGAGCCGCUAGAAAUCCCACCUGCAGUCCCAGCUUCAUCUUUGGUGAAUGGCUGUAACAUAAGGAACCAUCUACUGAAGCAGCAGAUAAUGAGACGGCAGCAGCAGCAGCAGCUACAGGAAAAGCAGAGGCACAGCAUGAUGGGAGUAGCAUCUGAGCAGAGGGGUCAUUUUGUGGGGCAGCUGAUGAAUCAGUUUCCUGCCGUUUCCCAGCCCAUGCCAGCAGAUUGCACCCAGUCCAUGCCGACUCCUCCUCCAAAUCACCGCAUAAUGUCAUCUCCCCAGGCAAUGUUGCAGAGUUCCUUGGGCUCUGGGAUCACUCAGGUGUCCCCCGUGAACCAGAAUACUGGGGCAGUGGUGAUGAUUUCACACAGCCCCAGCAAGCAGCCAGGAAUGUACCCAUCUAAUGCCGAAUUCAGCCUCCCAAUCCGGCAAAGCCAAAAUUCCCUGGCUAUGAGUUCAGGAUGCCAAACAGUUCACGGCCACCCUUCUGUUCGGCCUGGCAUGGUGCUGGCCAGCUUUGCCUCUGGUUCCCUAGCGAACCACACUUCGCAGCAGCAGCACUUGAGGCAGCCAACAAUGCAAAGAAUGGCUAACGUCUACUCCACCUCCGCUCAGAUGUGGUCACAAAGGAUGCCAAAUCAAAGCCAGAUGGAUGCCAGUAUGCAGCAGUUCUCUGGCAAUGCUGUCUUCUCGAAGCAGAAUGCAAGGCCAAAUCUCUCUGGUCCGUCGUUUACCCAGUCUGUGGCACCACCCAAUCAGAUUGCUCCUGGGGUCCAUGCCAGACAGAUGCAAAAAGCCAGUAUGGGACAAUCAGGACAGAACUUGGGCCCUCUGAAUAACCAGAACCUGAGACCCAAUAUGACAAGAGUACCUUUGCAAGCCGCAAUGAAUGUCAUGAAGCCAAUGCAGCAAGGUGUAAGCAGUUUUAGCCAGCUCACUGCUACGCACCCAGUCGGCCCACCAACUUAUCCUGGCUCUGCCGGCCAGUCGUCAGGAUCAUUCAGCAGAAUGAGCACUGCCUCUGAGAUGCAACCCCAGUACGACUUCAUACUCCAGCAAAACGAUGGAAUUCUGCCUGAUAACUGCUGUGAGGCUGACUUUAUCGAUAAUCUCAUGAAGAAUAGCGGCGGCGGCAGCGGGAGCAGCGAUGAAGAGUGGCUGAAUAAUUUGACAAUGAUAGAUGACAUUUUGGGGCAACAAAGCUCUGGACACGUGUGAUUCUUGAGGGAUGCUGAUGGGUAUGUAAAUAAUCUGUGCAGGACUAAAAGAAAAAGAAAAAAAAGCAUUUACAAUAAUAAUAAUAAUAAUAGAAAUCCUCCCCUUCUUAAUUAACUUGCCCAACUAACUCUUCACCUUUCUCCCAGAUUUUUCAAAUAGCGCUGUAUAUAUAGUUGAAUAUUUUUUGUAAAUUAUGUUUUCCUAAACAUUAAAUAUGGAAGUAUUUAUACUUCUUUGCUGGACUCUUUGUAAAUAUCCUAUAGACUAUUCUCUCUCUCUCUCUCUCUCUUCUCUCUCUCUCUCUCUCUCUCUCUCUCUCUCUCUCUCUUCUCUCUCUCUCUCUUCUCUCUCUCUCUCCUUUCCUAUUUUUUUGGUAUGUUAGAGGAGUUGAGUUACAUCUUGUUCUAAAUAUGCAAUUGUUAGUUUCAGUAAUACUGUGUAUUACAGCAUCAAAUAUUUUAUGUCCAGAAAAACAGAGUAAACAGGAAGCAAGGACUGCCAUAUUCCUUGCCUUCCCAUGCCCGUGUAAAUUUAAGAUGACAGAUCAACUGAAUUAAAAAUCAAUUUUGAUCUGGCCGACAAUAAUUCAAUCCCUACCAGGCCCAGGAAUUCAUCCAAGCAAAUUGCUUAAUAAAGGAGCUCAUUGUGGCAAGCUCUUGUGCUGGACUGAAGGUGCCAACAACCCCGUACACUGUUCUUUUGCUCUUUCUAUGGCUGUGGUUGACCCAGGUCUGUUCCACACAACCAGUGUUUGCGCUGAAUGAGUACAGCACCAAGCCAUGAGUUGCAUGUACGGACGAGCCACAGGCUGAGCAACAGAAUCACCUCAAGACAUAAUUAUUGCCGCUUGCAUCAGCUACAAGUCACCAGGUGACGAGUAAGCAAGCAGUGAUGUAAGCGUAAUGUGUGAACUGGUCCACAGGGUAAGAAGGUGGUUGAUCUGAAAGGCUGUGACAAAUACCAAGUGCUUUUGUAGAAAAUUAUCUGUGUCAGAAAAGCAUGCAAGCCUGAAAGCAUGGAUGUCGCCUUUCAGAAAUUAGAAACGCUUUCUGGCUUGCCCACCUCAGCAGUGUAUAGUUGCAGUUUGCAGGCUAUCUGUUCCUAGUUCUAAACAACUUUCAUAUCUUCUUCUCUGUUUUUGAUGAGACUCUCCUUCCUGCCCCCCCCCUUUUCCAUUUCUCACCUCCCAGAUAAAAUGUCUAUAAACGCGAAUAGCUUAACUUUGGAUGUUUUUUCCUGUUAAAUGUAUAUUUAAGAGUCUGUUUAUAAAAGAAUUCCGUUCUACUGUAAGCUUUCUUCAGCAAUGUUCAUACUUUGUGUAAUCAGAUUUUAAUGGCCACAUCAGCAUCCAUUUGUAUGACAAUGUCCACUUCAAGCACACCAAAAUGUUCUUUUUUCCUUCAUACCAUAAUAAACUGCCAGGGAAAAAUUUGCA